Prunus persica (peach) is the source of this 1494-nucleotide messenger RNA. RefSeq names its product putative disease resistance protein RGA3. Lineage: Eukaryota; Viridiplantae; Streptophyta; Magnoliopsida; Rosales; Rosaceae. The transcript has a single exon. Gene Ontology annotation, biological process: defense response to other organism. The coding region runs from base 1 to 1494 and encodes 497 amino acids. The record is from RefSeq and is a predicted model, not a curated record.
AUGCGCUCCAAAGAGAUUGAUGGAUGGCAAGCCAUUCAAGAAAGUAAAAUAUGGGAUUUACCUGAAGGAGAAAAAAGAAUCUUGUCAAGUUUGAAGUUGAGUUUUGAUGAACUGAAAUCAUCAUCUUUGAAGCAAUGCUUUGCCUAUUGUUCAAUUUUCAUCAAAGAUUUUGAAAUUGAAAAGGAUGACUUGAUCCAACUUUGGAUGGCUCAAGGAUUGCUUCACCCUUCUCCCAAAAAUAGUGAUCUAGAGAUGGAGGAUGUAGGAAAUCAAUAUUUCAAUAUUCUGUUGGAGAACUCUUUUUUUCAAGAUGUUAGAAAGGAUGACAAUAAUGUGAUUACCCACUGCAAGAUGCACGAUCUUGUGCAUGAUCUUGCAGAAGAUGUAUCAAAAUCAAAGACCAAGGACUCCAAUGGCAUUCGACAUAUGGCACAGAUUUCAACCAUAGAAGUACAAGGAGUUCCAAAGGGAAUUGUUCAUAAAGUGCGCUCAAUGUUUGUUGGUGAAGUUUUUGGUAACAUAUUACCAAAAUUUAAAGGUUUGCGUGUCUUAAAAUUAAAGGGGGAUUUUAUUGAUGAGUUGCCAAAUUCAAUGGGAAAGUUGAAACACUUGAGGUAUCUAGAUAUUUCAGCAACAAAUAUAAAAAAGCUCCCCCAAUCUAUUGGCAAGCUUUAUAACCUACAGACGUUAAGAAUGUGCAAUCUCUAUCUUCUAGAGUUUCCAAAGGAACUGCAAAAUUUGACCAACUUGAGACAUAUUUAUUUUGAUAGAACAUAUGGAGGUACAAUAUGUCCAGUUGGCAUGGGGCGGUUGAAUAAUCUGCGAUCAUUAUCUUUUUUCAUUGUGGGUAAGGAGACAGGUCGUGGAAUAAAGGAGCUGGGUGGCUUAAAGCAUUUGAAAGGCGAAUUAUGUAUUUAUGAUCUGAAGCAUGUGAGAGAUGGAGAAGAAGCAAAGGAGGCAAAGUUAGCGGAGAAGACAAACAUACGCAGACUAAAGUUAACAUGGUCAGCAAACGAAGAUUGGUCAAGGGUCAUCAAUAAUGACAGCGAUGUACUAGAAGGCCUUAAACCGCACUCUGCAUUGGAAAUUUUAGAGAUUCGCAACUUUAGAGGUGAUACAUUUCCACCCUGGAUGAUGUGUAGAGAUUUGUUUUCUUCAUUGAAAAGAUUAACUGUUAAAGGUGCAACGAAGCUAAUUGGAUGGACGGAAGCAAUGACAAGGCCAACAGAAAGAAUAGUUGUGUUUCCUUGCCUUGAGGAGAUGGUGUUGAGUGAGUGCCCCCGUCUGGAGUGCAUCCCAAUUACACCUGAAGGUAUCACAUCCCUCCGCAAAUUACAGAUUUCAAAUUGUGAUGAAUUAUCAAGCUUACCGAUGGGGUUACAACAUUGUACCUCUCUUGAGCACUUGUCAAUAAGCAAUUGCUUGGAAACUCGAAGCUAUUCCAAUCACAAACGGCCUCCCAUCUCUCUGCCAAUUAAAGAUUUCAGAUUGUGA